ACGGUGACUCACAACAUCCGGUUAAUCCUGGAAACCACUGUAUCCUGGCAGAGGGAGAAACGACCUUGCAAAAUUACAAGACUGCUGCAUCAAACAUUUAUCCUGUGCCGAAGAACUGCCCUGUGUUGGUUCUCUAGCUGCGUACAUUUAGUACGAUUACAUGUCAUGUUCGACUUUUUUCUGCCGAUAUGACGUCAGGAAAGAAUCGCUUUAACCCAACGGUCACGGUCGACGAAUAUCUCGCUGAGAGUAACGUGUUGUUCUACCUGAGUGAUGCACUGAUCCAGCUGCUGGAACAUAAAGAGGAAUACACCAAUUUUGGCAUUAUCCGCUACUUCGCUGAAUAUUUCAGCAGCGUGAAGAAUAGCAACCACGUCCUCUUCAGAGAGUUUAACUACAUCAAAGCCACUCCCCAUAACAGAGCCUCAUUCAUCAGAGUCUUCUGGAGAUGCUACCGACAGAUUGGCAAGAGUGGAGAUCUGCUGUCGAUUUUGGAGUACAGCUCCCUGCUCCAGUUGCUAUGUCCAGACUUCCCAGUGGAGAUCGUAAAGAGUGCAGCCAGAAUUGUUUUGAUGGAUGAUGGUACAGACUGCUUGAUGUCUUUCUCUGACUUCCUUUACGCCUUCCAGCUGCAAUUCUACUACCAAGAAUUCCUGGAUAGUGUGCUGCUGAUCUACCAGGAUCUGUUAGCUGGGAAGAGUCCAAACACCGUCAUUGUCCCCACAUCAGCUUCUGUCGAACAGCUUCCUUGCUUGGCCACAGAGGAAAAUAAAAAGGAGCAAGAUACAGCGGUGGAGGCAUCCACUUUGGCUGAGUGUAUAGAUCCACUCAUUGACCGCAUUAAAAACAGCCAUCCUCCCAGGUCCUGUUUACAAGAAGCCCUAGAAGAGAAUGGCAAGGUGUCAUACUACAGCUUACUGAUGAGCCUGGCUAAACAUGAAACCAUAAACCAAACUAUUGGAGCCUUACCCAGUAAGACAGAAGUACUGAAUGAUCCAGAGAUGGACCAGGAACUGGACAAACUCAUCGCCCAGAUCUCAGUCAGCCCCAGCAGCAACAGCAGUGGCAGUGCAGUGGGGAUGGUGAAGGAGGUGCAAAGAAAGGCCUCCCCCAGAAGGAACAUCCACCACAGGAGGAAGAUGGAGGUUGAGAGUGAUGGCUCUACAGAGGAGACUGACUCUUCUGAAAACUGACCUUUCACCUUCCAUCAUGGUUCUGUUAUGAUAGACGACAAACUUUCUUGCCUGCGUAAACUCACACCAGUUAGUUUCAUUCCUAUGUAGCGUGGUGGCAUGCAAAUACUCGAACCUCUAAUUUAAGAAAGAAGUAUGACAAGAAGAGCUAACUGAACAAAUGUUGUGUAUUGUUAAAUUGUUUUACAGCAGUGACUACAAGGUUUUAUCCUCUUAUCUGCUGUCCUUUAACAAUACACUGAAUUACAUCAUGCCAUAUAUUUAUUUUGGGGUAUUGGACUGAUCAAGCUAUUAAAGAUGUAACUGUGA
Molecule: messenger RNA, 1502 nt
Organism: Phyllopteryx taeniolatus (common seadragon)
Lineage: Eukaryota; Metazoa; Chordata; Actinopteri; Syngnathiformes; Syngnathidae
Gene: cstpp1
Product: centriolar satellite-associated tubulin polyglutamylase complex regulator 1
Exons: 9
Coding region: 189-1193 (334 amino acids)
Source: RefSeq, a predicted model, not a curated record